AUGAUAGUGUUUAUUGUUGGCUCUCAUUCACAAGAUAUUUUUGAUAUUUUCAACAAUGCCAAAGAUCAAGUCGUGCAGAAAGUGGAUUAUGCUUCGACAAAAGUCAAAGAAAAAGUUCGACAACAGGUACUCAACCUGAAAGAUGGUGAAACUUGUCCACCAACACAUACAACAGAAUAUCGAACAGUUUUAGCUGCCUAUCGACAUGUCAUUAAAGAUUGGCUUGAAAAGUUUCCUUCACAAAACUCCAAAGACUACCGUCUUUUAAUUGAUCUGUCUUCUGAUGAUAUUAACCGUCUCAACGAGUUCGCCACUUCAAAUCAGUAUGAACAAAAAGAUGUACUUCAUCAAGUACACAUGGUGUCUGAUAUUCUGAAACAUAUGGUAUAUGAAGUUCAAGAUACACCAUUGAUAAACAGUCUAAGUUGGUCGAAUUGGAUUCGAUCCUUUAAUAUCAAUACAAUCAUUAAAAGCACACUUGUUCUUCUGGCGAUUGGUGUGGUAAGUUUUAUUAGUAUUCGAACACAUCUACGUCGAGGUCGAUGGUUCACAACGUUCGUUUUUGUGGCAUUCAUUGUAUCUGUUAUGCAAAACUGGUAUACACUCUAUCAAGAAGCACAAGCAAAAGUCAAUGAAGUGUUAAUGAAAAAACUGCCCAAACAUUGCCAAGGUCAAUCCAUGGGAUUUUUCGAUAUGAUCGCAGCUAAACUUGGUCGUUUUGUCGAAUUGCCAUCGAAUGAAUGCCGCGAGUAUCAUAUAGCAAUGCAAUCAUCGCCACAUUUGCAAGUCACACCUAUCCAAGCUAUAUCGAUGACUUUCGCUCAAUUAUUUACAACACCACUCGGAGCUAUCGGUGAAAGUUUAUCUCAAUUCUUUGCCGGUACAAUGCGACACGUUCCCUUUGUACUAUGGCCGGUGAUUAUUCUUUUAAUUAUAUUCAUCGCUAUCGUCGUUAUGUUGAUGUACUCUCGAUAUGAAGUUCAUCUGCCAUUUAUGAUGGGCUCUCUUCGACCAUCUCCACAUCCAGCUUUACCGCAAACAACGCCCAUAGCUGAACCGAUUGAAGGCUCCACAAAAGAAACAGCAAAUCAAGUUCGUCAAUUACAGCAUCAAGUGGAGUCGCUGAAAUUGGAAUUGGCAAAGCAAAAUCUUUCAAUAGAACAUCAAUCACCAACGUCUACUCGUUCAAGUCGACCAUCAUCAGUAGAAAAUCCUUUAAGAGAACGCGAACGGUCUCAAUCAAAUCAACGAUCAAACAGGGAAGAUUCCAUUGAAAGUGGACUUCGACAACGAUCAACACCGAACAACAUCGGAUUCAAACAGGAAUUUCUUCCUGAUUAA
This is a messenger RNA of Adineta ricciae, 1341 nucleotides long. The record is from the annotation of a GenBank genome assembly. Lineage: Eukaryota; Metazoa; Rotifera; Eurotatoria; Adinetida; Adinetidae.